Messenger RNA from Pseudophryne corroboree (corroboree frog), 6383 nucleotides. Its product is annotated as cadherin-23-like. Bases 459 to 6137 code for a protein of 1892 amino acids. Gene Ontology annotation, cellular component: catenin complex; cell-cell junction; plasma membrane. The record is from RefSeq and is a predicted model, not a curated record. Gene Ontology annotation, molecular function: calcium ion binding; cadherin binding. NCBI's taxonomy places the organism in Eukaryota, Metazoa, Chordata, Amphibia, Anura, Myobatrachidae. Gene Ontology annotation, biological process: homophilic cell-cell adhesion. The transcript is spliced from 40 exons.
CAUAGUGCAGCAAUCAUGGCUGACAGAGCACAUGUCCACGGGCGGAACUUUCGGAGACAACGGAGUCUGUUGCCGCCGGGCUCCUGGCCCUGAAGGGGGCACGGCACCUGCUCCGUUGUCCCCCGUUCCGUCCACACGAUUAAUUUCUGUAGUGCAGCAGGAGCUGCUAGAGGAGCCGACGAGCGAGCGCAGCGCCUAUCAGCAUCAGCGGCGCUCGCUCCUCCUCUCUGUGCUCUCUGCUGCUGUGCUCAGGCCUGGGUCGCGGGUGUCACGUGACAUCCUUCCGGGACCCAGAGCCGCCGCCCGCCAGGACACAUAGCAGCAGCCGCCAGGACUCGGAGAGAGUGCGCGGUGCAGGAAAACGGGGCUGUCACAGUCAGGAGCGAUUGUACCCUCCUGAGUUCAGAGAUGUUAUUUCCAUUAAUAGAACCGAUGGAGUAAUUUCCCUUAACAGAGAAAUGGACAGAGAGGCUGUCUCUCUCCUUACAGUGCCAAUUAAGGCUGUUCAGCAAAACAAUCUGCUUAAAAGUGCUGAUUCUGUAGUGCUGAUAACCAUCCUGGAUGAAAAUGACAACCCUCCAAACUUUUCCCAACCUAUCUACAAGUCCUAUCUGGCUGAGAACUCACCGACUGGGACCAACGUUCUUGUGCUUACAGCCAGUGACAAAGACGAGGAUGGAUUAUCCAAUGGUUAUUUUACUACUAAUAACACUAUGUUUAAGGUCGACAAAAUGGGAGCAAUGUAUCUCACUCAUGGGGAGCUGGACAGAGAGUUAACGCCUGAAAUAGCUGUCAAGGUCUGGGUGUUUGAUGCAGAGACAAAUGGGCUGAAUUCCAGUGCAUUAGUCAUUAUUACUAUUAUUGACAUAAAUGAUAAUAAUCCAGUGUUUCAUAACACACCCCUCUUUUUCACAAUACCUGAGGGGUUCUAUACGAUCAUCUCUCCUCUCCUGGUGGGUCAGGUAAAUGCAACUGAUGCGGAUGAAGGAUUAAAUGGAGAAGUUACCAUAACAAAAGCUUCUGAAUAUGGAGACAAUACAUUCAUUGUGCAACCAAAUGGUAUUAUUAUUGCUCAAGGACCAUUAGACCGAGAGACGAAAAACAGAUAUGUAAUGUCGCUAAUAGCAUCAGAUAACGGAACACCGCCUAGAGAGAGUUUUGCAGACCUUGUGAUUGUCAUUCAGGACGUCAAUGAUAAUGCUCCAACUUUUACACAACAUGAAUAUUCUGCACACUUAGUGUUACCUGAAGUGAAAAUAGGAGAUCCUUUCCUGACAGUAUCUGCUACUGACCUGGAUACUGGGAAUAGUUCACAGAUUUCUUACAGGUUUGCCCAGCCUCUUUCUAUAUUUUCAAUUAAUAAAGAAAAUGGACAGAUCUCUCUGGUACGGAAUAUAUCUGGUGGAUCUGCGGGAACCAGUAUUGCACUGCGUGUCAUAGCUACAGAUCAUGGGGUUCCAGCUUUGUCUUCUACUACUACUGUGUUUAUCACAAUUGCAGCAGGCAAUACCGAGUUUGUGAGUUCCAAGUAUAGUUUCAGCGUACUUGAAGACAUGCCAGAAGGAACUGAGGUUGGGACAGUACAGGCCGUUGCUGGACCAGACAUAGCAGUAAUGUAUGUUAUUAUGACAUACAAAGAGAUAUUCUCCAUCACAAACAGUGGAACCAUUAUUACCCGUACCAUGCUAGAUCGAGAGGAGCAAGACAGUUAUAGCAUCAUUGUGAGCGCUGUGGACUCACGGGACCCUCCCAGUACAGCUGCUGUUGUGGUUAAUAUCAACAUAAUUGAUGUGAAUGAUAACACGCCGGUCUUUUCACCACUCAUAAAAACAAAUGUGACAUGUCCGGAAAACAUGAAUUUCCUGGAUUUUGGCUACAUUAAUGCUACUGAUAAGGAUGUUGGAAACAACAGUGCUGUGACAUACUCAUUGCAGGAUUGCUUUAAUGGCACUUUCCACAUUAACAGUUCUACUGGCAAACUGACUAUCACUAAACCAUUGGACGCGGAAACAGCAGAUUACUAUGACCUCAAUGUAUUGGCCAAGGAUUCUGGAAUCCCUCCAUUAUCGUCGUCAAUUAUAAUCCAUGUUUCUGUCCAGGAUGUUGAUGAUAAUCCUCCAAUCUUCAGAACAAAUCUAUAUAACGUCACAGUAAAAGAGAAUGAACCUCCGCAUGUGAUAUUGAGUGUUUCUGCAGAGGAUAUGGACAUCGGAGACAAUGCUAUUAUUUUAUACUCCUUCACAAACAUUUCUCACUUAUUUUACAUUGGAGAAAUGUCUGGCAAUAUCUCCAUCCUGAAACCCUUAGAUUUUGAGACAAGCUCCCAGCAUGUGCUGACGGUGAUAGCCUACAGCCCAAGUGACCCUCGGAAUCAGAGCACAGCCACAGUCACCGUGCACGUAGAAGAUGUAAAUGAGGAGGGGCCCACAAUGGAAUAUCCAGUAUACCAUACAGUAAUAUGGGAUGGUCUAUACACCCCAGGAAAUAUCAUUCUUGAUAUUAAUGCAACAAAGGGAAAUGAAGCUAUGGAUGAAGGAAUCCAUUACUCUAUUUCAGGUUCUAACAGCGAGGGACUAUUUGCCAUAGCGAAUGCAACCGGCCACAUCUUUUUAAUAAAGGAUCUUGCUGUGCAUAACUCUCCUCUGCACUAUGUCCUGAAAGUCAAUUGCACUGACAGCAGAGUGCCACCGCAAUCAACCUCCGUUAAGGUGUAUGUGACGAUUUCACCAAGCAACAUUAGCCAGCCAGUAUUCUCAGCUGAUUAUUAUAGCCCAGAAACAUUGAAUGACUGGGCUGUGCCACAUACUUACCUAACACAGAUCAAAGCCUUUUACUUACCCUCUUCCCUUAUAUACAGCAUAAGUACUAAGAAGGAUAAAGAUUGCUUUGUUGUGGAUCCAGUGACAGGAAUAAUAAGAACUAAGAAUGUGUUAAAUGUGAAAGAUUUUCCAAGUAAUAUGACAGUGAAGGCGACCGAUUCCCAAAAGCCCUGGAUAUACAGUGAGGCCACCGUACAUGUGACUGUCAUCAGUGGCAACCAGUAUGCUCCGGUAUUCCCAAACCCAGUUGUGAAUGUGACAGUGAAAGAGGAGCACGGCAUUCCUACAUUCAUUACCCAAGUGCAUGCCAUGGAUGGCGAUACGGGCAGAAACGGAGAUCUUACAUACAGUAUUCUGAAUGAUCAGCCCUUCACUAUCAAUGCCAAAGAUGGAAACGUUCUUGCAACUAUCACCUUUGAUUUUGAAACUGGACCCAAUGAAUUCCAGAUUUUCAUUCUUGCUGAAGACCAUGGGAUACCACAGAAAAAACAAGGCUACUGUACCCUCGUUGUCCAUGUACUGGAUAUAAAUGACUGUAAACCAGUAUUUGCACCACUAGAUUAUAUCAUUGUUGAAGAAAAUGUACCGGUUGGAACUUCAAUUGGCCAAGUCACAGCAACUGAUGGGGAUACUGGUGACUAUGCUUUCAUAGUCUACAGUCUGUUUGAUGAAGAUGGACAGUUUGAAAUAGAUGAGCUGCUUGGGAACAUUUUGGUAAAAAAUCCUCUUGACUAUGAAACCAAAAGAAGUUCAUUACUAAAUAUUACUGCUACUAAUAACAAGACAGCUCCUUUCUAUCAGACAAGCACCCAGCUCACGAUUCACUUAUUUGAUGAUAAUGAUAAUGCUCCACAGUUUACCCAGAAACUAUACUUUGCUGAACUAGAUGUGAACAGUCCAGUGGGGACACUUGUGAGAGUAGUAAAUGCAACAGAUAGAGAUCAGGGAGAUAAUGGUGUGAUUGAUUAUUUCCUGUUAUUUAACUCAUCUUCUGAAUACUUCCUGCUUGAAAAUGAAAGAGAGGGAAGAAUAAUUACUGGAAGCCACCUGGAACCAGGAGAGAUAACCAUAACAGUUGUGGCUAAGGACAGAGGUUCUCCUUCACUAAAUAACAGUGCUUCCGUUAUUGUAAAUGUCGCAAAUGUGGCACAUAAAGACCAGUCAUCUCCAGAAUUUAGCCCACAGAAAGUAAGCACUGCUUUAAAGGAAAAUAGAGACAAAAAUGAACCUAUUUACAUAUUUUCUGCAAAGGAUGCCUCACGGGACAAUGUCAUUUACAGAAUUGUGGCUGGUAAUGACCAAGGUGAGUUUCAUUUGGAUGAGAAAACUGGAGAACUCUGGGCAACAAACAAUUUUAACUAUAAUGUACAACCAUCCUAUACUAUUACUGUGGAGGCAGACAGAGUCCCGGACUUGAAAGAUCCUUUACCUCAGAAUUUUGUUCGGUUAGAAAUCAGUGAAUCAGACUUCCAUGGUAGACCGGUGUUUGAGAAACAGCAAUAUACUGUUACUAUACUAAAUACUUUGCCCCAUGGAUCGCCAAUCCUCAAAGUCACGGCUAAAGACAAAGAUUUACUGUCGAAUGAAGUCCUUAUCUACAGUUUGGUGAACUAUUCAGGGGCAGAAUUUGAUAUUGACAAACACACAGGACAGAUUGUAGUCGGUUCUGUGACCGGAAAAGCUGGAAUAUUCAACUUCAAUGUCCAGGCUACAGAUCCCUACGGUGUCUCUGACCAAACUGCUGUUCAGGUCAUGGUGGAAUGCGCAGACCAUUCACAGAAAUGUCCAGACUCUUCAAACGACAUUGUAGAAAUUAAAAUAAAUCAGACAGUAAAGGAAGUCGAAUCUCAUAUUCCAAAAAUUAUCAGGCUUCUGGGAGACAUGCUGAAGCAGAACGUUACAUUAGAUAACAUAGCUUCUGAUUCCAACAAUAAACACGAUACAGACAUUGAGUUUCAUGCUGUUGGCAAGAGUAAACAGGAGCUUGUCAGAUCUCUCACAGACAGGAUACAAGAUAUACAGCAGAUACUGAAUUCAGAAUUUGGGGAACCUGUGGAUGUUACCGUAUUAGAGCCUCCGAAAUUUCUCGUGACUCCCGAGGAGAUAGCGGGAAUUGUGCUCGGAACCCUGUUCGCCAUUAUCCUGGUUUCUGCUGCAUUUGUUUUGAAAAGCAAUAUGUCUCAGAGCACAAGUGAGCCCACUGAAAACACAGAUGUGGAGAGUGGCCCUGGAGUACCUACAAGCGGUGUCCCGGCAGAAGGCAACGGACAGACUGAGUCCUCUGAAAAGAAAGAUUUAGUAGGCGGAAACGGAGGGUCUGCAACCGGUGCCCAGGACAAAGACACUAAACAGACUGAGUCCUCUGAAAAGAAAGAUUCAGAAGGCGGUAACGGAGAGUCUACAACCGGUGCCCAGGACAAAGACAAAAAACAGAACGAGUUCUCUGAAAAGAAAGACUCAGAAGGCGGUAACGGAGAGUCUACAACCGGUGCCCAGGACAAAGACAAAAAAGAGACUGAAUUCCCUAAAAGAGAUUCAGAAGAUGGUAACGUGGAGACCGCACCCAGUGCCCAGGACAAAGACAAUAAACAGACUGAGUUCUCUGAAAAGAAAGAUUCAGAAGGCGGAAACGGAGGGUCUGCAACCAGUGCCCAGGACAGAGACACUAAAGAUAAGUCUCAGAGCACAAGUGAAUCCACUGAGAAGACAGAUGUGGAGAGCGGCCCUGGAGUACCUACAAGUGGUGUUCCGGCAGGAGGCAACGGAGAUAAGUCUCAGAGCACAAGUGAAUCCACUGAGAAGACAGAUGUGGAGAGCGGCCCUGGAGUACCUACAAGUGGUGUUCCGGCAGGAGGCAACGGCGAUAUGUCUCAGAGCACAAGUGAACCCACUUUAGAGAUAAAUGUGCAGAGCCCCCCUGAAGUGCCCACAUGCGGUGAUCCGGCAGAAGACAACAAACAGACUGAAUCCCCUGAAAAGAAAGGUUCAGAAGGUGCUAACGGAGGUCCAGUAACCAGUAUCCAGGACAAAGACAAUACUGAAACUGAGCCAAAUGGACUCCAACUGGACAAAGCCACUCCUGACAAGGAACCAGUGAACGGACAAAAGCCAGAGAUAACCCAAGAAACAGAGGUAGAUUAUGUGGAAACAUGGGAGUCCUAUGAGAGCGAUGAUGAUUCUGACAUGGAAUCCACUAAUAAAGAUGGAACAAAGCAGGAAAUCUCUGGGACUACUGCCAUCCAGGAAGAUACAGAGCAACCGCAAAGUACAGAAGGUGAAAAGGUUACCCACAAUGUGACGUUUUUGGACGACGAAUAAACGAUACAAAACAAAACCUCACACACGCCUGUACCACAAAUUACAUGGACACUUAAGAUGAUUUUCUGGAAAUGUUAUGAUUUUAACUAUAUGGUUGGACUAUGCAUUUGCUGCCACAGAAAAUAGAUAACGACCACCUCAUAAGUAUGUAUAAACAGGUGCAAUUGCUCAAAAUGUUCUUUUCAAAUAAUUAGCAAACUAUGUAAAGAAGUCGUGAUAAGCGGCUCAAUAAAGUUUUCCUCAAUA